CGCAGUGCGCAGCGCAGGGGCGGGGCCGGCCGUCAGCUGACUGUGGCGGCGGCGGCGUCGCGGGACCACCGACGGUUCGUGGCUCCGCGCGGAGGGUCGCCGGCGGGUCAGCUCUCUGCGGGCGAGACGCCGAGCCGGUCAGACCAUGGCGACCACCGUCAGCACGCAGCGCGGGCCGGUGUUCAUCGGGGAGCUCCCGCAGGACUUCCUGCGCAUCACGCCCACGCAGCAGCAGCAGCAGAUCCAGCUGGACGCUCAGGCGGCCCGGCAGCUGCAGUGCGGAGGGGCGUUGGGCAGUGUGGGCCGCCUCAGCAUCACCGUGGUGCAGGCCAAGUUGGCAAAGAACUACGGCAUGACCCGCAUGGACCCCUACUGCCGGCUGCGCCUGGGCUACGCGGUGUACGAGACGCCCACGGCCCACAACGGCGCCAAGAACCCGCGCUGGAAUAUCAUCCAGUGCACGGUGCCCCCGGGCGUCGACUCCUUCUACCUGGAGAUCUUCGACGAGCGGGCCUUCUCCAUGGACGACCGCAUCGCCUGGACGCACGUCACCAUCCCCGAGUCGCUGAAGCAGGGAAAGGUGGAGGAUGAGUGGUACAGCCUGAGCGGACGGCAGGGUGACGACAAGGAGGGCAUGAUCAACCUGGUCCUGUCCUACACGUCGCUGCCGGCUGCCAUGGUGAUGCCGCCUCAGCCUGUGGUCCUCAUGCCCACCGUGUACCAGCAGGGUGUCGGCUAUGUCCCCAUCACAGGGAUGCCCGCCGUCUGCAGCCCCGGCAUGGUGCCCAUGGCCCUGCCCCCAGCCGUGAGCGCCCAGCCCCGCUGUAACGAGGAGGACCUGAGAGCCAUCCAGGACAUGUUCCCCAACAUGGACCGGGAGGUGAUCCGCUCCGUGCUGGAGGCCCAGCGAGGCAGCCGGGACGCCGCCAUCAACUCCCUGCUUCAGAUGGGCGAGGAGUCCUAGAUGCGCCCCGUGCCUCGCUGCAGCCCGGACCCGUGGGCCAGGCGUCCCCGGGAGCCCCGCCCCAAGCCGAUUCCUGUGAAAGCGCCGUGUCGCCCCCCCCCAACAUCCGCGUCCCCGUCCCCUCCCUUGUCGGUGCAUGUGGUCUUCAUCCCACAGCUGCUCUCAGCGUCGAUUGGGUUGGGUGGGUGGCUUCCCUCUUGCUUCACAUCGGAGAAGAGCCGACCGUGGCGUGUCCCGUGUACCCUCGCUGGCUUCCCGCCCCCGGGCACGUGUGUUCCCCCUCUCGCCGCCCGGGAGGCUCUCCUGGGAGCAUCUGUCCCGCCAGGGCCUUAGCGCUGAGCCGCCUCCGGUUUGAUUGCUGGCCUGCGAUGACGCCACCUGAGCCGGGAGACUCGUGAGUUUAAGGCACGUAGAGUCCACGAGCAGCUGGCCUGGGGUUAUUGUUAGAACUUUCAGGCUGAGGGCGCCUCUCCUUCCCUCGGUGUGCUCUGUGGCCUGCUGACCAGGGUCUGGGCUGGCCUCGCCCGCGGGCGUGCAGAGCCGUUGUCCUCAGCUCUGGAGGCCCCUGAAGUCUCUCCUGCUGUUUCACACUGAGUCUGCGCAGCGUGCUUCCGAGAGGCAGGGGUUGCAGCCCCUUGCUGUGACCCCCUCUUGCUGCAGAACCUGAGGCUGCAGGUGUGAGAAGUCGGUCCAGUACUUUGUUUUGUUUAUUAAAGGGCAUUUAGGAACCGCUGGC
Vicugna pacos (alpaca) is the source of this 1700-nucleotide messenger RNA. RefSeq names its product toll interacting protein (gene TOLLIP). Gene Ontology annotation, biological process: ubiquitin-dependent protein catabolic process. Gene Ontology annotation, cellular component: cytoplasm. The record is from RefSeq and is a predicted model, not a curated record. NCBI's taxonomy places the organism in Eukaryota, Metazoa, Chordata, Mammalia, Artiodactyla, Camelidae. Gene Ontology annotation, molecular function: ubiquitin binding; ubiquitin conjugating enzyme binding.